Molecule: messenger RNA, 1454 nt
Organism: Ostreococcus lucimarinus CCE9901
Lineage: Eukaryota; Viridiplantae; Chlorophyta; Mamiellophyceae; Mamiellales; Bathycoccaceae
Exons: 1
Coding region: 221-1303 (360 amino acids)
Source: RefSeq, a predicted model, not a curated record
CGCACGAACGCCGCGAACGCUCGCCUCGCGAGGGCGCGCGGCGGUAAAAGUCGCGCGCGCCGAUCGCGACGCGCGCGCUCGACGGCGACCGCGCGACGGAGUCGACGACGCGCGCGACGCAUCGUUCGAACGGUCGAAGGAUUCGAAGGAAUCGCGGCGGCGCGCGAAACCGAAGCGCGAGGGCGCGAGGCGGCGAGGAGACGACGCGAGCGCGCUGGGAAUGACCUCGCGGGGAUUGCCGAUGGACGUGAGCCUGCGAUUCCUGUCGGACGAGGACGAUGGACAGCGCGGGGGGGGCGGGAAGCCGUACGCGCGGCGAGGCGGGAAGAAGGCGAGCGGAAGCGCGAACGGGAAAGGGAGCGGUGGAUCGAGGGGAACGACGUCGGAGGCGAAUGUGAAGCGGAGCGAGAAGUACGGGGCACCGAAACCGCGGAAACCGCGCACGUUACGGCUGGAUGUGGACGAAGAUCGAGUGGAGGAGUAUUGCGUCGCGUUGCGCGAGCACCAGGAGUUGACGCGCGUGUACGACUAUCACGCGAAGAUUGUGGAUAAAUGCGACGAGUCGCAACUUCUGGCGUUCAUGGCGCGCGUGUUGAAGUCUGUCAUCGAUAACAUUGUCGAGGAGAACACCGCGCACGGACAGUACUUGGCGAAGGCGACGUUGAGAUGCGACGUCGGCGCGUUGCACAUUCUCGACGCGUUUUGCGUGACUCUCUACAAAAAGGCGGAGGAGUAUAACAAGUAUUCCCCGGAUUUGCUCUUGCUCGAAUCCGUGAUGAGUGAUUCGCGUCAAGACCCAGACGCUGCCGUCGAUAUGAACCUUCUCGCCAUAGAAUUCGGCUUCAACGCCAGAUUGUGCGAUUGCUUGAACAAAGUCAUCGAAGAGACGGCGGAGAAGAAGGGGCUGACGGAGGCGGACAAGAAGCGCUUGCAACGACGAUGGCGACUUUGGUUGAAGAACAAAAGCUUUGACGACUGCCGACCCAAUCCAUUCAAUCAUGCGCAGUUAUCCACGUACGUCGAGCCGCCGUACACGAUCAACUACCAGCUGCAUACCAACGAGAGCGCGGUGUUCGCGGUUCUGACGUCGGACCAGAUCAACCCCUUCGCGAUGCAGUGCAAAACGCUCGGCGAGGCGCCGAAGAACGCUCCCGAAGAGAUCGAAAUCUACGACAGUAAAACCAAGAAGGGAAAAACGUUUCAGGAAAUUGUCGACAUAUUGCAGAAGAUCGUCAAGAGCCCUCGAGCGACGCAAGGCGCCCAAAAGGCCAAGGACGAAAACAUCUUUCGCUACCAACGCUAAACGUUGAACUAUAUUUUUUGAACUAUAAUUUCGAAGAGGCUUCUUCGAAAUCGUCGUCCGACACUUCGCCUUUCGUUUCCGCGGUAGACUGUUGACACACUCAUUAGUGACGUACCAUCGUCCAGUAUAAUAAUUACCGACCACUGUUGUG